Culicoides brevitarsis is the source of this 2145-nucleotide messenger RNA. RefSeq lists its product as uncharacterized. NCBI's taxonomy places the organism in Eukaryota, Metazoa, Arthropoda, Insecta, Diptera, Ceratopogonidae. The record is from RefSeq and is a predicted model, not a curated record. The transcript has 7 exons. The coding region runs from base 1 to 2145 and encodes 714 amino acids.
AUGUGGAAAGUGUUGUUAAAAUUCACGCCAAUUUUGGCACUUUGCCUUUUUGGCUUAGUAUCCGCUGAGCCAUAUCCACACCCUGAUUUGGCCUUAGAUUUGGGUUUAUUGGGCGCUAAAGCAAAAUUCGAUAACUUGAAAUUUAAGACUGACAUGAAACUUCACAAGCUUCAUAUGAAAGGUGCAUCAAAAGCUUUUCACGCAGGAGCGUUGCUUGGUGCAUCGAAUCCAAAUGGCGGAGAGGAAGGCGAUGAAGGAGAGGGCUUUUCACAAUUUCAUCAAAUAGGAGCAGAUCAAUUCCCCGGAUCGCAAAGUGGAUUCCGUGCAAAUGAAGCAAUGGGAGCAGAUGCCGCUCAAUUUGGAGCUCAAGGUGCUUACGGAGCUUACGGAGCUUCCGAAUUCGUUGCAGCUCCUCAACAAUAUUACGGAGCUCAAGAAGCUUAUGGCGCCUCUGAAUUUGUCGCUGCUCCCCAACAAGCCUACGGAGCAUAUUCGGCACAAGACGCUUCCGAUUUUGUAGCAGCGCCGCAACAAGCUUACGGAGCUAACGAUGCGCAAUUUGGAGCUUAUGGAGCUCAAGGUGCUUCGGAAUUCGUUGCUGCGCCGCAAGAAGCGUAUGGAGCCCAGGAAGCUUACGGAGCUCAAGAAGGACAAGCUGAAGGCAGUUCAUUCCGUAUGUUGGAUCUUUUUGACGGAUUGGGUCAUGGCGGCGGUUUGGGAGGCGGAUUCAAGAAAAAGGUCGUCGUCGUGAAGGAAUUCAGCAAAGAUAAAGAUCACUCGCAUCAUGGGCACGGGCAUGUUCAUCAUCAUGUGCACGUUCAUAACAAGAAGGAUAAUUAUUAUGACGAUUAUGAUAACAAAGGUUACGGAAACAAAGGAGGUUACGGCAACAGAGAUUACGGAAAUCGUGACUAUGGAUAUGAUCGUUAUGACAGAUAUGGAGGAUAUGGAAAAUACAAACGCUCGUCUUGUGGCUACAAACACUUUACCAACUUCAACGGAGGCUUGACCAAAACCAAUAGUUACCCUUACGAAGUUGCUGCUUUCGAUCCCAAUGGAAAUUACAACACCGAUACUGAAUAUUAUCAAGCUACGCCCAGUUUCUUCGGCAACGGAAAACUAAAUGCACAAGAACAACCAUCGACGGCGUCAUUUGUACCGCGGGGAAGAUCAUCGAGAUGUCUUAGUUUUGGCAAUGCGUUGCAGAAUGUGAUGAUGGAUUUUGUUGCGGCGAAAAAUCCAAAUGCUGCGGAUGGGGGCGAUGAAGCUGUUGCUGCUCCAAGUCCUGAUGAAAAUGUCGCCAUGUCCCAAACUGCCGACGAAGAACAAAUUGCCUCUCCUCAAAACGCAGAAGAAGAAGAUGUCGCUGCUCCAAAUCCUUCUGAUCAUGAAGAUGUCGCUGCUUCAUCUGAUAACGUUCAUAAUUUCCCAUGGUCUGGCAACGGAAAAUUAAAUCUUUUUGAAAAUUUUGUCGGUUUGCCAAAUUUAUUCCAUCAACAAGAAGAAAAUGUCGCUGCGCCUCCUCCCGAAGAUGAAGACGUUGCCUCUCCACAAGAUGAAAAUGUCGCUCAACCAUCUCCCGACGACGGAGGAGAAGAUGUUGCCAUGCCUUUGGAUGAAGAAAGUGUUGCUGCUCCCUUUGAUUCGAAAUUCGGAGGAGCUCAAUACGGGCUUUUUGGUGCUGGAUUGAAAGAUUAUAGCUUUAAUCCGUUCGAAAGUCAUCAGAAUCCGCUUGGAGGGCAUUUCGGGGGUCUCAAAGGAGGCUUCGGAGGAUAUCAUGGAUUAGAUCAUUCAGGUUUAGCUGGCUUAAAAGGCUUCGGAGAUCAUCAUGGACUUGAUCACGGAGGAUUUUCUGGCUUAAAAGGUCUCGGAUCACAUCAUGGACUCGAUCACGCCGCAAUGGCAGGCUUAGGAGGUCUCAAAGCAGCAGCUGGCGUUGCAGGAUUAGGCUUAAAAAGUGCAGCUGUGGGACAUCAUGCGCUUGGAAAACUCGCAGCACCUCACGUAGGCCUCGGAUUAGCAGCACACAAAGCUCCAUUACUCGGAAAUAUGCAUAACGCAGGUCACAGUGGCUUCCCUCAGGUUCAUUCGACGCCGUCUUUCUCUAAAAAAACUACUAAUUGUGUUUGUACUUGUGACUUAUAA